Molecule: messenger RNA, 1097 nt
Organism: Monascus purpureus
Lineage: Eukaryota; Fungi; Ascomycota; Eurotiomycetes; Eurotiales; Aspergillaceae
Source: the annotation of a GenBank genome assembly
AUUGAACUCAUCACAAACCUGGCUAUCUUAUCUGACCUGCAUCCUGACUGACAAGCUGUAGGCAUUUGCCUGGGUUGCCGAGUACAAGCUCCUCCCUAAAAUGGCGUCGUCGUCGAAGCCGUCGAGCUUCCUGCUCUAUGCCUGCAUAGCUCACCGCAAUACAAUUCUAGCCGAACAUUCAUCCCCCGGUUCAUCUUCCACCGCAGCCUCAUCCCUCGCAUCUAUCAUCCUUCCCAAGAUCGCACACGAGAAAUCCCAGAAGCUUACAUACACCCAUGAACGGCUUUUCGUGCACUACAUCGCCGACUCGCCAUUCGCGAGCGGCGACUACGCGUCACAAUCACCACAAGAACCCAACUCUCACUCGGCACUUAGCUUCGUCGUCGUCGCAACCGCCGAGCAAGGCAGACGCAUCCCCUUUGCCUUCCUCCUAGAGAUGAAACGGAGGUUUCUCUCCGCUUACCCGCCGUCAAUGACGGAUUUUACCUCUCUCCCUGCGUACGGCUGCGCGGCGUUUAACAGCGAGCUUCGCACACUGCUGAACACGUACAAUACUGCUCCGCCCGCGGAUGCGCUAGCCUCCGCGCGGAAAGAGAUCGAAAGUGUCCGAGAUAUCAUGACGGAGAAUAUCGAGCGGGUUCUGGAACGUGGAGAACGCAUUGAUCUGCUGGUUGACAAGACAGAUCGGUUGGGUGGGAAUGCGCAUGACUUCCGGAUUAGAAGUCGCGGACUGCGGAGGAGUAUGUGGUGGAAGAACGUCAAGUUGAUGGCUCUUCUUGUCGUCGUGGUUAUCUUUUUGGUGUACUUGUUCGUCGGCAUGGGAUGUGGCCUCCCUGCUUGGGGUAAAUGUUUUUGAUGCAGAGGAUUGAAAACAUGUCUUUUGUUCUUCUUUGAUUUAUUCUCCAAGCCCUGAACUGCAUUAGAGAGAAAAAAAAAAAAACAACUUCUGCACUGGAUCAUCCCUGGCAUCGAUUCGAAUUUUUCUAUUCUGCUCUGUUCUUUUAUGUCUUGAUACCGAUCAGUUAUUUGCUUUCUCAAUGUAUACUUAUAAAUUUAACUUUAUCUUGCAUGCUAUAUAUAUAUUGUGCCUUUCCAUU